AUCCCACAAUUCUUCUCUGGGCUGCAUAGUGGAGUGUGAUAGGCUGGCGGAGAGGGGAACUGCAGCAGAGUAACACCGCUGUCAGGAAACACAAGCUCUCUACGAAUGCAACUCGCAUAACCAGCCUGAACGAGGACGCUUUACCUGCGUGAUUUACCAUGACGACUGAAACAGGCGCAGACUCGGAGGCCAGGCAGAACAAGGAGACGGAGAAGGCGAAAGCUAAAGCAGCCGAACCGACACCGCCUCAGAACCAAACGGAGCAGCUUCCCACCGCCGCUGGACACAGCACCCCGGCCAGGAAAGAGCAGGAGCUGCAGGAGGAGGACCAGACUUCCCACAGGUCAUCCACAAGUCGUCUGUCCAGGUCUCCUUUGAGAGGAGCGAAAAAAGUGAAGAUCAUGCAGUGUAAAGUCACCCUGCUGGACAGCUCUGACUUCACGCUCAGUGUGGAGAAACGAGCCAAAGGCCAGGUACUUUUCGAUAAAGUUUGUGAACACCUCAACCUACUGGAGAAGGACUAUUUUGGCAUUACGUACAGAGAUGUAGAGAACCAGAAGAAUUGGCUGGACCCUUCCAAAGAGCUAAAGAAGCAGAUCAGGACUGGUCCCUGGAACUUUGCUUUCAAUGUGAAGUUUUACCCUCCAGACCCCUCCCAGCUCACCGAGGAUAUCACAAGGUACUACUUGUGUCUACAGCUGAGAGACGAUGUGGUUUCUGGCCGUCUGCCGUGCUCCUUUGCCACCCACACGGUGUUGGGCUCCUACACAGCACAGUCUGAACUGGGAGACUAUGACCCUGAAGAAUUAGGCAGCGACUACAUCAGUGAACUCCGAUUUGCACCAAACCAGACCAAAGAGCUCGAGGAGAAAGUCAUGGAACUACACAAGACCUACAAGGGGAUGACACCAGCCGAUGCAGAGAUGCACUUCCUGGAAAAUGCCAAGAAGCUUUCCAUGUACGGCGUGGACCUCCAUCACGCUAAGGACUCUGAAGGUGUGGAGAUCAUGUUGGGAGUUUGUGCAAGUGGCCUUCUCAUCUACAGAGACAGGUUGCGGAUCAACAGGUUCGCUUGGCCCAAAAUCCUCAAGAUCUCUUACAAGAGGAAUAACUUCUACAUCAAAAUCAGACCUGGGGAGUUUGAGCAGUUUGAAAGCACAAUCGGUUUCAAACUACCAAAUCAUCGUGCUGCCAAGAGACUCUGGAAAGUCUGCGUCGAGCACCACACCUUCUUCAGGCUCGUGUCCCCAGAGGCACCCCCUAAGAAGUUCUUGAGUCUGGGCUCGAAGUUUCGCUACAGCGGCAGGACGCAGGCUCAGACCCGCAGGGCCAGCUCUCAGAUCAUCAGACCUGCUCCGUUCUUUGAACGCACCUCCAGCAAACGCUACAACAUGUCCCGCAGCUUAGAUGGAGCACCAAUUAUGGAGAACCAUGAGACCCUCAUGAAGGACAGUACUGCUGACGGGGCAGCCAAAGUCAUCUCCAAGGGAGACAUCAUCACCACUGUAACAAAAGAAAAGAAGGCAGAGGAGGAGAAGGCGGAGCAGGAGGAUGCCCAGAUGGAUGCUGCAGGGACACCAGAGCCUGCUGUCACAACACCGCUAAGACACGACACGAAGCGCUCCCCUCAUGUUUACACAAAUGACCCCCUCCGCUCUGAGCUCUCACUCCCUUCAUCUCCUGUCACAUCCACCAAAGUACGGCGGAGGCGCAGGGAGAACACGCGUAAACGGGCAUCCUCAGUCAGUCCGGUCAAGAACGGCGAUGGGUGCCGCCGGCGGCAAGCCCUCGCUGACCGCAAAGCUGCCCUGCUGGACGAGCAGGCGCUUCUGCUCUCGGCCCGCAAGCAAAGGCUGGAGCAGGGCAAAAGCCGCGGCGGUACACUCUUCUCCUUCUCCCUGCACCUGCCCGACCUGUCCUCCAUCCUGGAUGACGACGGCUACAUCACCUUCCCAGAUCUGUCAGAGAUGCGCUUCCUCCCUGAGUGCGCACAGAACUUCCUGCCCAUCAAAUCCCCCUCACUCAUCCCCUGCUUCCUCUUCAUCUUCUUCUUCCUGCUUUCUACCUCCUUCUCCGUCCCCUACGCUCUCACCCUCUCCUUCCCCUUGGCGCUGUGUCUCUGCUACCUGGAGCCCAAGGCAGCCUCCCUGACCGCCUCCAUAGCCCAGGGCUACCAUGACCAUGACAGUUCAGAGGAAGAGGAGACUGACAGCGAACAAACUGAUUUUGCCUUUGAUGGAGAGAUGACCGCCACAGAGUCGGAAGCAGACGAGGACUCUGAGAUGCGGACUCAGUAUAGUUUCAUAAGACGAGUAAAGGGGGAAAACGUUUUUAUCAAGCAUAGUAAUCUGAUGUUAGAGGACACCUCGCCCCCGGCAGAGAUGGUCAAGCACCAGACAAACAUCAGCGAACUGAAGCGCUCCUUCCUGGAUGCAGGCAGCAGCUCACCAGGCCUGACAGAGUGGGAGAAGAGACUCUCCUCAUCUCCUGCGCGUUCACCCAGACUGGAUGAAGCCCCGAUGAUAGAACCGUUGGAUACUGACGAGGAGCAGCCUGCUGAACAAGAGACAAAAGAAGACAUGGACACUAAAGUCACUGAGGCAGCAGGAUAUCUGGUGAAAUACGUGGUGGAUAGUCUGGUAACAGAUUUGGGCACCUCCUCUGGGCCACACGGGAUUAGUCUCUCAACCACUAUGGACGACGACGUCUUCAUGGACGGGACCCUCAGGGAGGUGGAGGAGAAAACCCCCGACUCCCAUGAGGAGGUGUCAGAGAGGUCGAUGGGGAAGGUGAGCCCGGGAGCUGUCAGGCAGGAGGUGUCCCAGGCCAUCAGUGACAAAAAAGGAACUCUCAUUAUCUUGAAGGAGGCGGAGGAAAAAGACGACGACACAGAGGGCAAAGAGACGAGUACUGAGGCUGAAAAAGAGGAGCCUGUCGCCCAAGAGGGAGUCGCAGUUAAAGAAAAUGGGAUUUCUAAAGAGGAAGAAGACACCUCUGUUGUUAAAGAGGUCACAGAGAAGGUGCAAAGCCUGAAGAUUGAGGUAAAAACUGAUGAUAUGACUCAAAUUAAAGGCAUUGACUCGCCUAAAAAGGCCAUGGCAUCAUGGAUUUCUGAGGAUGUGAAGACGGAGGUCUCAAAGAUCAUCAGUGCUACAUCAGAAGAAGUUAAAGAGAUAAAAUCUUCACUGCAGAAACCAGAGAUCUUCACCUUCAAUGAGGUCCAAACAGAGUCCAGCGUGAAUCAUAUCACAGUCUCUGAGUCCUCGACUACAUCUUUAGCAGUGUCCACGCUGGGAUGGGUUUCCUCCUCUCAAAAGACCUCACCUGAACCACAGGAGAAAGCAGUGGUUGCCAAAGAGACAGAGGCAGCGCCAGCCGAGUCAACAGGGCCAACGACUGUUGAUGCAGUCGAGGUGGUAGCCAAAGAGAUGCCUGUGAUCCACACAGAGACAAAAACCAUCACCUAUGAGUCUGGAGAGGUUGACACGAAUGGUGACGUGGACCCCGGGGUGUUGCUGAGUGCUCAGACCAUCACCUCGGAAACCACCAGCACUACAACGACCACACAUAUCACAAAGACGGUGAAAGGAGGAAUAUCAGAGACGAGAAUUGAGAAGAGGAUCGUCAUCACGGGAGACGCAGACAUCGACCACGAUGAGGCUCUGGCUCAGGCCAUAAAGGAGGCUAAAGAGCAGCAUCCUGACAUGUCAGUGACCAAAGUAGUGGUACAUAAAGAGACAGAGAUCACGCCAGAGGAGGGGGAGGACUGACCCAGGAGUAAACACUGAGGGCUGUUUUCUGUUCAACCUCCCAGAAUCCAACAUCCACAACUCAACAUAUUAACUCCGGGGACUCUCAGAAGAAUAGACAGGCUCCUACUCUCCAAAAUGCUGCAGCUCGCCACUCGCCGCAACCAUCACCUGCAGAAUAAAUCAAUGCAUUUUGCAUGAGAAGGACGCAAUGUUGCAUUAUGAAGCAAAACGGCAAAAUUAUACUGAAAAACCGUACGAUUUUAAUAAUGGUUCUCGAUCCAUCUGCACGCCGAUUCCCCCGUGUGUGCAGCGAGCAAACCUUUUGCUUUCACUGCCUUAUGACUUUGAUGCAUUUUUAUGAUUAUUGAGAAUAAUUAUUGUAGCAGACGUUUUAUUUAUGAAAUAAAGCCAUCACUCCAGAAACUUAAACUCGCUGUAGGCUGUAUAUGUUAGGGAGCAUACUCUAUUUAACCUUGCUGUAGAAGUGCCAACCUUGUUUGCCAGCAAGCAUCGCCUCACUCACUCCAACAUGAUUUGUUUUGUCAGGUAUGCCACUAGAGAAAUCACUACCACUCUGACUGUACAUAUCAAAGCUUUCCUAGGAGAAUAGCUAAUUAUCUUCCACAGCUGAUUUUUGUCGCCUGUACUUGACGUGUAUUUUCCUUUUUAUGAUCAUUUCAGUAUUUUAUCGUUCCUCAUCAAUCGAUUCCACCACUUGAAGCUUCACAGAAGGUCUGUUUUGGCCAAAAUAAAAGCCAAGGAUUCUGAUUUUUAUGUGCCUGUGUAGGCUGUGAAUGUGUUGGAGGGUAGAUGAUCGGCUGCAGCACAAGUCCCAGGUUCGUGUGACUGUGAGGCAAAGGGCUCAGACUGCCGAGCUCUGCCCAAAUUAGAUGCAAAGCCAAGAGAGAUCUGUCAAUCCUCCCGCCCACCCGCUAACCCAUCAUAAACAUGUCACCUGUACGGCCUCCCUCAUGCUGUCAUAACUCAGUAUUUCUGUUCCUGUACAGCCGUGGUGUCCUUCAAGCGGUGAAAUAAUAAAAGUGGCAAAUGCAUUUGUUUUUAAUUUGCUGUUUUCUUCUCAAGUAAUAAAACGUUGACAACA
Cheilinus undulatus (humphead wrasse) is the source of this 4854-nucleotide messenger RNA. RefSeq names its product erythrocyte membrane protein band 4.1-like 3b (gene epb41l3b). Lineage: Eukaryota; Metazoa; Chordata; Actinopteri; Labriformes; Labridae. The record is from RefSeq and is a predicted model, not a curated record. Gene Ontology annotation, biological process: cortical actin cytoskeleton organization. Gene Ontology annotation, molecular function: structural molecule activity; actin binding. The transcript has 26 exons. Gene Ontology annotation, cellular component: plasma membrane; cytoskeleton. The coding region runs from base 159 to 3770 and encodes 1203 amino acids.